Branchiostoma belcheri (Belcher's lancelet) is the source of this 1720-nucleotide messenger RNA. RefSeq names its product hemicentin-1-like. The transcript has 9 exons. Gene Ontology annotation, biological process: cell-cell adhesion. The record is from RefSeq and is a predicted model, not a curated record. Gene Ontology annotation, molecular function: cell adhesion molecule binding. Gene Ontology annotation, cellular component: cell-cell junction. Bases 1 to 1638 code for a protein of 545 amino acids. NCBI's taxonomy places the organism in Eukaryota, Metazoa, Chordata, Leptocardii, Amphioxiformes, Branchiostomatidae.
AUGAUAUACAACUGCGCCAUGCUGACUUUGGGGUCAAGUGCGCACAUGCAUAAAUCACAUGUUUCUGUCAUGUAUGAACGCCACAGUAUAGUCGGUGACGCGUUACAGGGAGAGUACAACCUGAAUAUCCGGGACGCUCAGGUGGAAGACUCUGGGGAUUACAGAUGUUCAACACCGAGUGUGAGGGCCGCUGCAGAUGUUACACUCACGGUCAUAGUGCCAAUGGUUGGACCCCCUGACAUCACCGGAGCAGAGCUACCACUGACGGCAGGAGACGAACUGCUGCUCCGAUGCCGGUCGCGAGGCGGCUACCCUCCUCCUCGGCUCACCUGGUACAACGGUACCCACCAGUUCGGUUCAGAAGAUACGGCUAGCAAUGACGAGGGAGGAACCGUCACGCUGGAGCUGUUCACGGCGCGGGUCUCCAAGUGGGACGACGGCGCUAACUUCACCUGUGUUGCCGACCAGGGGUUUCCUGAUAUUGUCAAACCCCGAGCUGCUUCAAGAAUACUACGAGUUGACUACCCCCCGACUGUGUCGGUCCCGUCCCCGUCCAUCCACGCCAGAGAGGGCCAGUCGGUAAACCUGACCUGCUACGUCGAUUCCAACCCUAAAGCAACCGUCACCUGGCGGAAACGGGGGGACCGGCUCCCCAGGGACAGCAUACAAAGGGAGAGAAGCAUCCAGAUCGUUAAAGUUUCCAAGUACGACAGCGGUGUUUACCAGUGCGAGGCGGACAACCGGAUCUUACCGGUCGGUGUGGGCUCCAUCCGGCUAGAGGUGUUCUACCCGCCCAGUAUUGACUCCACACUCAACGACAAAGUUUCAGUCAUGUACGGAAAUAACGACUUCUCACUCAACUGCUUCGCGGACGGAAACCCCAAACCUCACAUCCGGUGGCAGCGGAAGGAUACAAGUUUGUACUGGGAAAACCCGCUUCGCUUCCACCGGGUGCGUUACGACGUGGAGGGGACAUAUCAAUGCGUGGCAACGAGUGACGGAUUCCCUGUAGUCACAAAAGAUGUUGAACUUGACGUCUUAGGAAAACCACAAGUUGAAGCGGCGUCAGCGCAAGUUUCCACCAAUCAGGGUGAGGUCGCACGGUUCUACUGUGACGUCAUCGGCGAUCCUCUACCAGAGAAAGUCACGUGGCUGUGGAGAAACAAAAAUGGCGUCGAGAGCGUGCUUUUGGAUACAAACAACGGCAUCUCCAUCAUGGAGAAGAUUGUAGGCAAGAUGAAGACCGCCAUGCUGUCUAUUGACCACGUCACUGGUGACGAUGAGGGGAUCUACAUCUGCAAGGCAACGAACAUCUUCAGCUCAGAUCAGCGGGAGAUACGGCUGUCUGUUAAAGGCCUGGCUCACUCCAACACCCUCCCGCCUUACUCCACCGUGGAGCGGCAUCGGCCUGACGGUCAGGACCCCCGUCUGUCAGCCAGCAUACAGGAGGAAGAGAGUAUACCUGUUGUGGUUCAGGUCGAGCCCCCAGCGCCGCCACCUAAGGACAAGAAGAAGCGGUGGAAGAGACGGGGUGGAGACGGCACCGGGCACAGCCAGCAGCCGGGCGGGAACAGCGGCAUGCGAAAUCAUCACCAGGCAGACAACGUGCUCAACGAGAUUCAGGCAGAAAGUCUGUGAAUGGUCGAUUUCAACCAGCCUCUAACAGACUAGCUACACUGGCUACAUAUAGGAGAAUAUUUUCCAGGGGAGUUUGGCCGCC